Dermacentor albipictus is the source of this 2916-nucleotide messenger RNA. RefSeq lists its product as uncharacterized. Gene Ontology annotation, molecular function: zinc ion binding. Lineage: Eukaryota; Metazoa; Arthropoda; Arachnida; Ixodida; Ixodidae. The record is from RefSeq and is a predicted model, not a curated record.
ACCAAACCCACUAGUUAUGCCUACAAAAGAUGUCAUCAAAAACACUACCGUAACUCGGCCUUUCUUUUUCUAAUCUGGUUUUUCUCGGUACACACAAGGCAAGCUUAUUGGCGGUAUUUUGUAGGCGCUAUCUGCCAACACUGAUAGCUAGCAUUCUCCGGAACGAACCGGGGCGUUCUCGCGCAUCGUACUUUAGGCUCGCAUUUCCAAAGUUUGUUCUUUAUUGUACGGCAUUUCAGCAUGAGCACCAGCACUAGUAAAAGCGCGCGCUUCUCUUCGCGUUCUCGAAUGAAGAAAACUGAGGUGUUUGCAUGUCAGUACUGCGACCAGCGGUGCGCGUCGAAGCGCAAUGUGCAGAGGCACAUACAAAAUGUGCACAAGAUACCCAUUUCGCAGCAGAAGUUGCCGAAGUAUGAGUGCGACGAGUGUCAAGGUGUGUUCUACACUAUACGCGAACUCAGGUCGCACCAUGUUAGCGAGCAUCAUUUCCAGCCGACGUACGAGAAGCAUCACUUUCCGACAAUGGCAGACUUCAAGUCCUGGAAGGAAAAGGUGGAGAGGGACACUCGCAGUCGCUUCGCUCAUACAACAGGUGCAAAGAAGAAUUCCAUUGGAACGAAGAUUUCAUACUUCACCUGCCACCGAUCUGGAAGUUAUGCUUCACAAGCUGUAGUAAGGCGGAAGAGGAAGCGGGCUGGAAGCAUCAAAUGUGGAAAGAUAUGUUUUGCAACAAUGACUGUCGCCGAAGCCAAGACAGGAGUUAGUGUGACGUUCCAACGCAAGCACAGGGGCCACGACUUUGACUUGUGCCAUGUUUUUCUGUCCAAGUCGGAGAGAGGUGCUCUUGCAGCCAAGCUUCGAGAGGGUGUACCCAUGAAGGCAAUACUGGAGGAUGCACGAGCCAACGUGGAUGAGACAUUCCAUCGCAUGAAUCGGAUAACCAGGCAGGACCUCCACAGCAUCAUGAGGGAUGCCAGAAAUGCUGAGCGCCUGGACGCCAAGGACUACGUCAGCGUGCAGCUUUGGGUCGAGAGGAUGCACGGGGAAAGGGACAACCCAGUGCUCUUCUUCAAACAUCAAGGACAGCCCGACAAGAGUGACAUUCUGGAGAGAAGCAGUGAGGAGCUCUUGGAAGACAGAGACUUCAUGUUGGUCAUCAUGACCCAGCCGCAGCAGGAGCUUUUCAGUAUGGUCGGAGCUGGCUGUGUGUGUGUUGACGGAACGCAUGGAAGAGCAGCAGGGCUUGACUUGCAGGUUAUAACAGUGCUUGGCUUGGAUGAAUGUGGUGCUGGGUUUCCAGUGGCAUACUGUAUUACCAAUCGCACGGACCAGAAAGCCAUGUGCAUCUUCUUUGCGGCAGUCAGGUCCAGGACAGGCCCGGUUGCAGCCAAAACCUUCAUGACUGACGACGUACCUACAUUCAACAACGCUUGGCAAGAAGUGAUGGGGCAGCCUCAGCAACACCUCUUGUGUGCUUGGCACGUGGAUAAGAGCUUGCGGCAAGCCAUCAAGAAGCACAUCCGGGACAAUAAACGGAAGGUCUUCGCUUACAAGGCCGUCAAGGGCAUCAUGGACGCUCCAGAUGAGGAGGCACUUGAAGUACAGAUCAAGGACUUCUUGCACUGGUCUGAUCUGGAAUCCAACGAAGAAGCAGGCGUCCUCGGUUUCAAGGAAUACUUUCUGCACCACUAUGCAGAGCGGGCCGAAAGCUGGGCAGGCUGUUUCAGGAAGGGUGCUGGGAACAAGAACCACAUGCACCUUGAUGCAUUGCAUAAAGUACUCAAGCACUGGCACUCGCAAGAAAAAGCAGACAAAAAGGUAGACAAGCUGGUGUCAUUACUUCUAAAGGUGACGAGGGAUACAGUGUUCGACCACCUGGCAAGGUUUAUGGGGAAUGCAGAAAGCGAAUUUGAGCGUGCUACCCGAGCAAGACACACCAAGGGCCUAAACAUAGCACCCAAUCAAAUCGGCAUCGUGGCUUUCCGUCAGUGGGCAGUCAAUUCACAAACGUACGACGCAACCACAUAUGCUGUGACCCUUGAACGCACGAAGUGCUGCGAUGCGUGCGGACUGGCGUGCACUGCGUGCAAAGUCUGCAUCCACAAUGUUACGUGCUCUUGUGCAGAUUACGAGCUGCGGAGAAACCUGUGUAAACACAUCCACGCUGUAUUCACAGGCAGACCUACACACAGCUACAGUCCACACUCCGACGAAGGCGACGUGGACUCAAUGGAUGUGCCGGACGAACCGCAGUGUGUGGCCGUUGAAGUCGAAGAAUGUCCCGAUGUUGGAGCCAAUGUGGAAGUUUUGAUGGAUUUGAAGCAAGACCUGUCGGAUAUUCUGAAGCCUGCAACAAAGGGCGAGCAUUGUUAUUUCUGCAGUGCUUCGCCGAGCGAUGGAUCAGAUAUUUCAGACCAUACAACACGGGAGCAAGCAUUACGAUGCCUGAUUGACCACAACUACUGUUGGACACCUUACGGUGAGACGCAGACUGAGGAAACGACUCCUGGGACAGGGCAUUCUCAAGCUGUGCAGGCAAACUUUUUAUUGAAGGCAAGGAAAACAAGAACGCUAGGAACGCAAACUUAGUCGUGGAGUUGGACCUCCAGAUGACGGGCUGUAGUUGACAUGCGCUCUUCAGUUGCCGCUCCCAUGAUUACCCUUGCUGAUAUGAGUUACAGUUUGUGCUGGACCGCUUUUCGCUCGAAGCUUCGAGAACCAUUUGGAGCGUUCUUGGUGCGUCAUUGUCACCCUCUUGUUGUGCGGCUAAGCCCGAAGACGGCAGCCUGCCACAUUUUGAUAGAAAUUAAAUGCAAAAACGUCCUUGUACCAUGCUUUGGGUGCACAUUAAUAAACCGCAGGUAGUCAAAAUUAAUCCGGAGUUCCACCACUACAUGGUGCCUCAUGAUCAUAUUG